Molecule: messenger RNA, 345 nt
Organism: Lichtheimia ornata
Lineage: Eukaryota; Fungi; Mucoromycota; Mucoromycetes; Mucorales; Lichtheimiaceae
Exons: 3
Coding region: 1-345 (114 amino acids)
Source: RefSeq, a predicted model, not a curated record
AUGGCACGCGUUGGUUGGCUUUACAAUGGCGCUUCUUUACAGUUAUAUCUGUCAAACAAGUACACGCGAUCUACCCUUGACACGACCUCCAUUUAUACAACACGUACGUCCAAGCGAUGCACUUGCUUUAUCCUUGCUGUUCUCUCUUAUGAGUAUAUCACGUCAGCAACAAACAACAAUGCUAUAUGUCUCUUUGGUGCUAUCAAGAUUUAUCUAUCGCUCAAGGCAUUCGUCGUCAAGUAUCACUCUCUUCCUUUGGCGAUUGAUUGGGAAACAGCAGCAGCACAUACUCGAUCGGAUGAAUACCAGGUUAUUUGCAGCAAUAAUGGUAUUGGGAAUACCUAG